Molecule: messenger RNA, 246 nt
Organism: Aspergillus calidoustus
Lineage: Eukaryota; Fungi; Ascomycota; Eurotiomycetes; Eurotiales; Aspergillaceae
Source: the annotation of a GenBank genome assembly
AUGGAUUAUACUCGUAUGAAAGGCACAAGCGCAAUAGAUACCUACAGCUACCCCCUCCCAGCCUCAAAGCCCGACGGUCGCCUACGCACUCGCCGCAUCCACGUAAUCGACACACCGGGCUUCAACAACACGAACCGCUCAGAUAUCGAGACCCUCGCCGUGCUCGCUUCCUACCUCGGCGCGUCCUACGCCAACGGGAUACAAAUAAACGUCAUAAUCUUCCUCCAUCCUAUCACGAAUAAUUGA